GUCCUGAUUUCUGCCUGUUCUUCCUGCAGGUUAUACUGCUUUGUCACAGAAGUGUGUCCAGCAGAGCGGCACAGACAGAGGUGCUGACGAGCUGGCACAAAUACUCAAUGACUACAUGAGCGACUUUUUGGAGGUUGUGCUGGAUUUUGGAGGAGACAUCCUGAAGUUUGGAGGGGAUGCUGUGCUGGUGGUGUGGAGAGCAUCAGAAGCUCAGCUGCCUCAGACCAUCAGCCUGGUGCUGCAGUGUUGCCAACAAAUCCAGAAGAAGCAUGGCAGUCGUGACACGCAUUUGGGUCAGAAGCUCCACCUGAAGAUAGGGAUCUCCGCAGGGAAAAUGACCAUACUGUCUGCUGGAGACAGGUACCAUCAGCAGUACUUCAUCUGCAGCAACGCCCUGGAUGAAGUUAUGAUGGCCCAAAACCUUGCGGUUAAAAGUGAAGUGAUUGUCUCGCCCACCUGCUGGGAGCUGUGUGAGCAGGAACAGAUCCAGACCAGGCUUUUUGGUCGCAAACGGGUUCUGAAGGUUCAGAGGACGGAGCACAUGUCUGGAUCAGAACGCGAAGAUGCUGCAGGCCAGUUUGACCAACACACGAAGAUGCGGCGUUUGGAAAGGCUAAGGCACCAAAGGCCACCUUUUCACGUGUCCAAUGAUCCUAAAGCGGCAGCAAAGAUGCAGAAGUACAUACCAGAAGCUGCUCUCAGGAAGCUGGACGUGGAUAUGCCGCUGCACCUGUGGUCUGAGCUACGGCCAGUCACCAGCCUCUUUAUCCAGCUGCAGUUUUCUGAAAAUGCCAACACAAUGGAUCUUCAGAGGGGCCUCUGUGAUGCCACCAGGAUGAUUUCAACAAUCAUCAGUCCUCACAAGGGCGAAAUCAACAAAAGCCUUCUGUUUGAUAAGGGCUGCACAUUCCUCUGUGUGUUCGGAAUGUCUGGAGCAAAGCUGCAUCACGAGAGCACCCAUGCCUUGGACAGCGCUCUUCAGAUCUUCAGCACGUGCUCCACAUCGUUGAGGAAUCUUGAGGCAAUGUCUAUUGGGGUCACCACCGGGACGAUGUUCUGCGGCCUCUGUGGCCAUCCGGAGAGGGCUGAACAUACAGUGAUUGGCCAUAAGGUGAAUUUGGGUGCCCGCUUGAUGGUGCACUACCCCAGGCUGGUGUCCUGUGAUGAAGACACCUACAAGGCUUCUCGCCUGCCCAGUUACUUCUUCAAGGAGUUGCCGAAGAAAGAGUUGAAAGGUGUUACAGAUCCCAGCCCUGUCUAUCAAUAUGUGGGGAUCACCAACAAGCGCAUCUUUGACACGGAUCGUACCAAGAGGAGGUCGGACCGUCGCCCCUUGCUGGGUCGGGAGGUGGAGAUUGACCUCUUUGAACGCAGCUUGAAGGCCUACGAGACUUUGGGACAGCCGCGCAUCCUGGCGUACGCAGGCAUUCUGGGCUCUGGAAAGAGCCGCUUACUUACUGAGCUGGCCUUUCUGGGCCAGGCCACUGGGCACAGGGUUGUCACCAUGGAACUGACCGAGGCCCACAUGAGGCAGCCCUUCUCUGCCAUCCGUAUGCUGGUGGCCAGGGCCCUGGGACUGCAGGCAGGUGAAACGUGCGAGGACUGGCAGCGCACCCUGCAGGCCAAGCUCCAAGGGGUGAUAGAAGAGAGCAGAUACUGCCUCCUCAACAACAUUUUCCUCGUCAAGUUUGCCAUCUCAGACGAGGUUCGCCAGAUGCAUGACCUUCAAAUGAAAGGGGAGUUGCAGAAGACUUGCAGGAAAGUGCUACAGAAGACCCUUGGAGGAGAAUUUGGCAUAUUUGUCAUCGACAACGCCCACUUCAUCGACCCUGCCUCCUGGACUGUCAUGUGGCCCUGUGCUCCAAAGCGUCACGCUCUUUAUGGUGAUGAGCUUAGCUCCUGGCCACGAGAGAACGGAGAGCUUUUUCAAAGCUGCAGCAGACAGCACAACGUCCCAGAGAAUCAGCUGUCUUCAUCUGGAAGAGCUGAAACCUGCAGCUGUGGUGCAGAAAGUCUGCCAGGACCUUGGAGUGGUCAGCAUCCCCAGGGAUCUAGCAAGGUUCCUGAUCCAAAGAAGCUCUGGCAUCCCAUAUUACUGUGAGGAACUGCUGCACUGCCUGCGUCGCGACAACGUGCUCUUGUUCAGCACUGGGAAGGCAAAAAAGUGGAGGACAACUGGGAGGGCUUGAUCGCUUCUGCAGUUGAGGCUUCACUCGUUGUCUCAGCCACCUCAAGCUCCAGUGCUGGGAAUAACAGUGGCAGGGUCUGCACCAUCAGAGCAGACGUCAGCCUGGAGACCACCGUGCUGCCGGCCACCUUGAAAGGGGUGGAGAGGUGCGUCUACAAGCAAGGAGACCACGGAGCAGCAGGCUGGCGUUCUGGCCUUCUGUGCCCCACUGCUGCAGGAGGCAGCCUACGAGCUGUGGCCCAAGAGACAGAGGGCCAGCACACAGCGCAAGUGUGCUGCCUUCCUGGAGAAGCACGCGCACAAAUGCCGGCGCUGCCACGGAGGGGACUUUGUGGCCUUCCACCGCUUCGCCGUCCCCAGUCCCCAGGACGGGGAAAACUGCCAGGGCUCUGCUGACGAGGAUGACUGGCAGAGCUGGGAGGCCUUGGUGCUCGCUGGAGAACAGCUGAAGAAGGACAGGACUCACAUCCCUGAAGGUAGUGCAAAUGCCCUGCAGCCGCAGCAGGCUUUCUCGAAGGAGGAGUUCAGCACCCUGGACAGGUGACAAGUGUUCCUGCGAAUGCGAAGCCAUCAUUGAAUCAGUGCUUGUGCCUUUGGCUCGCCACUAUGUGGCAACAGGCAAUGCUUCCCGAGCCUUCUACUACCUGCUGGAGUGUGCGGCUGCCUACCUGCACGUCUCCAACAGCUACAUGGUGAGUGACCCUGCUUGCCAGCACGCACUGCACCUGGAGUCCACUGCAACAGGACAUGCUCGCUGAGGGGCCUCCCAAAAGAAACAGUGGGGGCAGAGCCGGACUGUUUCCUGCGCUUUGCCUCUCCCACAGCAAGAGACGCGGGGCACUGAAGCAGGCCCGUCAGCACAAGCUGCGUUACCUGGGAGGCAGUCUGAAGGCUCCCUUGGUGCCUGAGCUCUGAGCCCACGGGGCACUGUGCUAGGGCAGGGAUCACAUGGGGAGAUGCGGGCCCUCCUAAGGCAGGUGCCACAGGAGGCAAGAGGGAAGGGUGGAGCUAGCUGGGGGCUCUGCACCGAUGCUCACCUGCUGCCUGUGUGCUUGCUCAAAGGCCCUUAUGAAGCUCAGAGAAGCAGAGGUCCUGAGGAACUCCAUGCGGAAGACAGCAACUGUGUUAGACUGCUUUGAGAAGGCGACCUUCUUAAGCCUCAAAGCGGAGGUCUGCUGUAUCCUAGGAUGCGUGGGGCUGGCCAAGAAAAUGACCAGGCAGGCGCUGAGCCUUCUGAAAAAGCCAUUCCCUCAGACAUGCUCCGGAGCCUUUGUCACGUCUCUGUGGGAAAGGUUUCAGCGUGCUCUUUGUGACACAAACAGAACACCCUCACUUCCGCUAGAGGCUCGGAGGAAGAAGGUAGCCUGGAUGCUUCAGCAGACCCGCUGCCUCUCCUCACUGGGGCACCUCUACAGCCUGGAGGACACAUCAGGACGACAGAGCUUGUCCCGCCUGGCAGCUCGCAUGAAAGCCAACGUGGACAGGAGAAUAGACUCCUUAAAGGAAGAAGGCUUCCACCCCGACAACUACCUUUCCAUCCCUGCUUUUCUCAGUGUGUCUUAGUAAAACAUCUGUUCUCUUAUGGUGGUGGUUGUCAGGCCUUGCCAGGGAAGGUUCAGUUUGGAAAGAAGAAGCAAGUUCUUCAUCAGAAAAGGAGAGCUUGCUUCCCCAGCAAGAGAUGCGGGGCACUGAAGCAGGCCCGUCAGCACAAGCUGCCUAACCAGGGAGGCGGUCUGAAGGCUCCCUCGGAACCUGUGUGGGCACCUGGAGAGAGACAGCAUGGGCAGGAUGGGACGUUGGAAGCUGCCGUAGUGCAGAGCGAGCAGAGGAGGGGAGGGCCACGGUGGGGGGGGGUGCUCCAGAGUCCCCGCAGGGUCAGGUGGGCUGCUCCGUCCCGAGGCGUGCUGGGAGCUGUAGUUCUGCGGUGCCAGGCGGCCACAUGGGCUCCGGGGUGCCGGCCCAGGUCCUUGCUGCGCUUGAUCGUUGGGCUGCUCCUCGUUGUGAAACAUGGGAUUAGAAAUUAGAGAGCGAUGGACUAAGAAUGAAUAUGUAGGCAACACUCCUUGCUUAAUAUGUGCUACUGAGAUGGGGAAGAUGCUAAAACUUCUCCAAAUUAAUAUUUACAGAAUCACAGAAUUUCUAGGUUGGAAGAGACCUCAAGAUCAUCGAGUCCAACCUCUGACCUAACGCUAACAGUCCUCCGCUAAACCAUAUCCCUAAGCUCUACAUCUAAACGUCUUU
Molecule: messenger RNA, 4429 nt
Organism: Anas platyrhynchos (mallard)
Lineage: Eukaryota; Metazoa; Chordata; Aves; Anseriformes; Anatidae
Source: RefSeq, a predicted model, not a curated record